AUGGCGGGUCCACAACGAGGCUCGCGCGUCGUCUUCGUCGGCAACAUUCCAUAUGACAUGUCAGAGGAGCAGCUCACCGACGUCUUUCGAGAGGUCGGCAAGGUGGUCGGAUUCCGUCUGGUCAACGAUCGUGACACUGGCAAAUUCAAGGGCUACGGCUUCUGCGAGUUCGAGGACCCCGAGACGGCCGCAUCCGCGGUGCGAAAUCUGAACGAGGUCGAAGUGGGCGGACGUCCUCUGCGUAUCUCUUUCGCUGACAUUGAUCCGCUCAUGGAAGGGCGAACGACGCAACACGGAAACUUUGACCAGGACGACCUUCGGAGGAGAGCUGCAGCGGCAGGACGUGCCGGUCGACCAGGGACUUUUGGUCAUGCUGGUGGACCAGGUGGACCACCAAGAGGCGGAGGAGCUGUCUGUGGUGGCUGGCAACAGCGCGGUCCCGCGGAUGGCGGAUUCGGGCAGAGGCAAUUUGGCGGCCCGCCGGGUGGACAGCCAUACGGUGGACCUGGAGGCCCUCCGAUGGGUGGCCCUCCGGGUGGCUUUGGCGGCGUACCGAGCGGCGGCGCGUAUACGCUGCCUCCGAAUCUUCCCGCUGGCGUUCCUCUUCCAGCCGGUGUUGGCUCGACAGAUGCCAUUACAGAGACGCUCGCCACGCUGCCACCCAAUCAGCUGCUGGACAUCAUGAGCCAGAUGAAGUCGCUCGUAGCAAGCUCACCUGAACAAGCGCGUGCUUUGCUCACGGGGCAUCCGCAGCUCGCCUACGCUCUCUUUCAGGCGAUGUUGAUGAUGAACGUCGUCGAUCCUGACAUUCUGCAGCGCAUUCUGGCUGCUUCGGGUGCGGUCCCUGGCGCUGCUGCGCCUCCACCCAGCGUUCCCCCACACAUGCAGCAGCAACCCACCAACAACAACGGCUCCGCCACGCCUCCUCAGCACUACGGCGGUGCCCCACCAGGCGGACGCUACCCACCCCAAGCACGACCACCACCGGCACCGUACGCUCAGCCCGGAUACGGCGGCCAACCACCUGCGCCGGCUAACAACGACCCAGCAGCAGCACUGGCAGGCCAAAACCUCCCCGAAGAGCAGAAGGCGCUCCUCAUGCAGGUGCUCCAACUGACACCGGAUCAGAUCAACGCCCUGCCUCCCGACCAAAAGGCCAGCAUCUUGCAGCUCAAGGCUCAGUUCGGACAGGCUUGA
Molecule: messenger RNA, 1197 nt
Organism: Kalmanozyma brasiliensis GHG001
Lineage: Eukaryota; Fungi; Basidiomycota; Ustilaginomycetes; Ustilaginales
Product: Cleavage stimulation factor subunit 2, hinge domain protein
Exons: 1
Coding region: 1-1197 (398 amino acids)
Biological process (GO): mRNA 3'-end processing
Cellular component (GO): mRNA cleavage and polyadenylation specificity factor complex
Molecular function (GO): mRNA binding
Source: RefSeq, a predicted model, not a curated record